Molecule: messenger RNA, 657 nt
Organism: Ilex paraguariensis (yerba mate)
Lineage: Eukaryota; Viridiplantae; Streptophyta; Magnoliopsida; Aquifoliales; Aquifoliaceae
Source: the annotation of a GenBank genome assembly
AUGGGGAGAGGUAGGGUUGAGUUGAAGAGAAUAGAGAACAAGAUCAACAGGCAAGUGACCUUCGCUAAACGAAGGAAUGGCCUUUUGAAGAAAGCUUACGAGCUUUCGGUUCUAUGCGAUGCUGAGGUCGCUCUGAUCGUCUUCUCCACUAGAGGAAAGCUCUUCGAGUUUUGCAGUAGCUCAAGUAUGCUCAAAACGCUAGACAGGUACCAAAAGUGCAACUAUGGAGCACCCGAGACAAAUGUAUCCUCAAGAGAAGCUCUGGAAAUAAGCAGUCAGCAGGAGUAUUUAAAACUUAAGGCACGUUAUGAAACACUGCAACGAUCCCAAAGGAAUCUUCUCGGAGAGGAUCUUGGCCCUUUAAACAGCAAGGAGCUUGAGUCACUGGAGAGACAGCUCGAUAUUUCACUGAAGCAGAUCCGAUCAACGAGGACCCAAUACAUGCUGGACCAGCUCACAGAUCUUCAAAGAAAGGAACAUGCACUAACUGAAGCAAACACGGCUCUGAGACAAAGGCUAAUGGAAGGAAACCAAGUAUGUUCGCUUCAGUGGAAUCCUAGUGCACAAGAUGUAGAGUAUGGCCAACAACCAGCUCAAACCCAGGGUGAUGGCUUCUAUCAUCCAUUGGAGUGUGAACCCACAUUACAAAUUGGGUAA